GAGAGAAGGAGAAGGCGUGGGUGCAGUACGCAAUACACAUGUGUACAAUUACAUAAAUGAGUUCUAAUUACAAAUAAUAAAAUCAUAAAAAAAUUGUACUAUGAAUUUUAAUGAUUUUUUUUAUUUGAGAUUGAAGGCUCUUAUGAUUAACAAAUCUAUUUUCUUUUUUUUUGACUUUAUGUCACGUUACGUAAGAUACCUUGCGAAAUAAUGUGCAUAUUUUUUGAAUAUCAUACAUCACAUAUUUAAAUAAUAAUGAUGGAAAUAAAUAACGUGGAUGAGGAAGACGAAAAUGUUGUGAUACAAGGUAGCGCUCUUCAUGAACAUCUGUCAAACUUGGGUUAUACCGACUUUGAAAGUGUAUCUAUAUCCAAGACAACAUUUUUGGAAGAGAAGCAAUAUUUAAAUAUUAAUAUUAGAAGUACUAUACAAAAAAUUUAUGAACAAUUAUUUUCUUUUUAUUCCUGGAUAACACAGGAAAAGAGCAUUUCUGAAAAGCAAUUGAAUGCUAUUUUGAAUGCAAAAGUUUUGUUGAACGAUCAUCUUUUUGCGAUUAAUAAUUUUAUAAGCAAGUGCAAUGACAAUUCUAGAAAAAUAAAGCUGCAGGAAUUAAUUGUGACUGGAGUAGUAUUAAUUUCUUCAACAUGUAUUUCGUUGUGUAAAUGUAAGGUGUUACCAAUAUUAUUUACAUCAUCUGCAAUCUUUUGUGCCGGUUACAUAAAAUACUUGCGUUUUUCUAUAAAUAGAGAUUUAAAAAAUGUUAUAUCAUUACAAAAUGAACUUCUUGCUAUGUGUAAAGAAAGUCUUAAGAUUUUACGACGUAAUUGUAAAUUAAAAUUGAAUUUUGAAACAUGUUUUCAACAAUUUUCUCAUUUCAUGGAAAGAAAAGUGCAAUAUUUACAACCUUUAACAAAAAUUUUAGUCGAAUUUAUGGGAAAUAUUACAUGUAUCUAUUACCAAUGUUCCCUAUCAAUUGCAAGGUUAUUGCCACCAGAUGUGUGUAAUGAAGAAUUGUUUACAAAAUUCGAGAGUAAUUCGUUUGAAAUAUCUGGUGAAAUCGACUAUCAAGCAUUAAAGAAAUUAUAUCAUACCUAUCUUCUGGUACAAUCAGAAAUGUUGUAUUUAUUAGCUAUUGCAUAUGAUAGCAAUACUUGGAUACAUCAUUGUCAAAUGAUCCCUGAAACAAAAUUAGCUCAUAUAAUUCACAUUUUGAUUAAGGAAUUGACAGUACAUAAAAUCAAAUUGUCGGAAAUUAUUAAUGCUUAUCAUAGUUGUAAAAUGGAACCAGUUCGACAUAAGACACAGAAGACCAAAUGGCAAGAUCCGACUGUUCAAUUGGAUUUGGCAUCGUACAAGCUACAAUUAGCCUAUAAUCAAGUGUUUUCAAUAUUUAAAAAUAUUGAUGAUUACAUUAGUCAGGAAAUUGACAUUGAUAGUGAAACAGCUGAGAUACUAAUGCAAAAGUUAGAUAGAGCAUUCAAAGAGAUUGAUGUAGCUAAGAGUUUGACAGAAUUUGUUGUUUUACUAAUGGCAAGAUCGGGAUUUCGUAAACCAAGGGAUGCUCAGUCUGUAACUAAUGAUACUAUGAUACAUCAGAAUCCCAAUUUGCCUGUAAUAAUGAAUUCAGAUCCGGAAAUUCUCGAUGAAGUAUUCGAAGAAUAUAUAAAAGAUGACUAUCUGGAACCUUUACACGAAGAAACAGACGAGUAUUUGUUGGAACAACGAAAACUGGAUAAACUUUUGGUAAAGAAUUUUAUUAGCGAAUUGAAAGAAGCUCUACUUGAUAAACAUAAAUCUAUGUCCGAACGAGAAUCGAAGGCCCUGCAACGUAUAUACAAAAAUAUAUCAAAAGAUUCUAUAUCGAAUACUGAAAACAAUAAAGACUGUCAAUCUAUACCUAUUCCACCUCCAAUGCCUGCUUACUAUAUAUGGUCAAAUCCAUCAAAUGAUAAUAAUUUGAGAUAUAAAAAAAUAAUUCCUUCCACUUGUAAGAUUAAAAAUGGUGAUUUAUCUAUUCAAAAAGAAAUUGAUGACUCGAAUGAAGAAGACGAUUCUGCAAGAAUACUAAAAUACAAGAAUAUUUUUAAUAUGCCAUCCAUGGAAGCCUGCAAAAUAGAAAAUGAGGCACCUCGUACGUAUUUACCACAGAUUCUGCUUCAAACACAAGCUAUACAAUUUGCUACAAAAUUACGACCCGCUUUUCUUCAGGAAGAGACAUUUGUAGGAAGUGGUGAAAAUUCUGAGGAUGAAAUCAUAGAUAAUUCAAGUGAUAAUGCAAGUAAUAAUAAUGAAGAGAAUGAAAAUUCUUGAUAUUUAUAUAAUAAUUUUUAAUAAUCUGAGAGCUUCUCAAAGUUCUUUUUUCAAAGCCGUAAUUAUUUUUUCUGAUUUAUAAUUCGCCGCCAACACGAGGAAUUUCUGAAAGUCAAGCUGUUCAAGUGCUGUAAGCAAAAAAUUGCGAAUAAAUAAAAAAAAAAUCGAAUUCUAUAAGUUAUAAUUUAUAUAUUUUGAAAUUUUAAUUCAAAUUUAAAAUAGUAUAUUGCAUAUUUUGCAUUUUUUAUAUUAUAUAAAGUUGAAAGUUAAAAAUUAAAAAUUCAAAUGUAAUUUAAAUGUGAUUGUCAGAUGCGCAUUAUAUGUAUAUACAUAUGUGUAUAUUG
Messenger RNA from Cataglyphis hispanica, 2654 nucleotides. RefSeq lists its product as uncharacterized. The record is from RefSeq and is a predicted model, not a curated record. Bases 256 to 2310 code for a protein of 684 amino acids. NCBI's taxonomy places the organism in Eukaryota, Metazoa, Arthropoda, Insecta, Hymenoptera, Formicidae. The transcript has 8 exons.